Messenger RNA from Beta vulgaris subsp. vulgaris (sugar beet), 3080 nucleotides. RefSeq names its product putative pentatricopeptide repeat-containing protein At1g12700, mitochondrial. Gene Ontology annotation, molecular function: protein binding. The record is from RefSeq and is a predicted model, not a curated record. NCBI's taxonomy places the organism in Eukaryota, Viridiplantae, Streptophyta, Magnoliopsida, Caryophyllales, Amaranthaceae.
AUGUCUCUUCUAGGUUUGAACCUGAAUAUUAUGACAUAUAAUAUGCUCAUCAACGGCUACUUUAAUAAGGGAUUGGUCAAAGAAGCUACAGAGCUGCUAGAAGAUGCUGACAAAAAUGGUUUAAUUCCUAGUGUUAUAACUUUCAAUACUUUGAUUGAUGCUCAUUGCAAGGCUGGCAUGAUGGAUGAAGCUGUUGCAUUGCAGAAGUUAAUGUUUUAUAGAAACAUUUCCCCAGAUGUCUCAACAUAUAAUUGCUUGAUUGGGGGCUUUUAUAAAAAUGACGAUUUUCAGGCAGCUGGUGAUAUAUGGUAUAUGGCAAUUGUUUACCAGUUAAAAUCCCAGUUCUCUCUUAUAGAUUUUUGGACGGUUGUAUUGGGAACAGGUUCAAAGCUUUUCUAUACUGCCAAACUCUGUGCAGAGGCGGAACAUCUUACAAGCGCUGAAGGAUCUGGUGAAGUCUUACAAGAGAAUCGUCUGAUUCAAAAAUCUUAUAGACCUGUGUCCAAUACAGCUUCUGAACAGGAAGAAAAAAGGUUCUUUUUUGCGAGAAAAGGUAGUUAUAUUUUAAAAGCUAAAGAGGACGUUUUUCAAGGGCAAUCUAGAGAUGGUUAUAUGAAGAGCUACAGCUUUGUUCAGCCAGCUUUUUCAGUUGUUAGAGUUGUUGAUGAAAUCCUUCUACCCUCCGGUAAAGUAAUUGUAGAUAUCCCUAAGACCAAGGAGAAAGUUGAAGUUUAUCUUGAAGAGAUACUGGAGAUGUCCUGUGUCCUGGCAAAGAAGAACAAGAAAGGGCAUGUUGUAGAUGUCAUUUGCUAUAUUCUUUCUAUGGAAGAGCGCUUGCGAGUACCUGUCAACACUCAUAUACUUCUAUUAGAAAGAACUCGUAAAAUUUUUGUAGCAUUCAUAACUAACACCACUACGAUGAAGCUUACUCCUAAAGCUUUUGCUGCCUUCUUUCAUGGUGGUACUACUGGUAUUACUCCUUUUCCUUCUUUAUCUUUUUAUUUUCAUUCAUGCAAUUACUCCAUUGUAACUGAUGCUGUUAUUCAAGAUCAUAGGUUAUUUCUUCAAUCAGUUAGAGAACACUGCAAAUUAGGGUUUUCAAAUCUCAAUUUCCCCCUUUCUCUCUUCCAUCAAAUGCUCUCUUUGCGCCCUCUUCCUUCUGUUAUCUAUUUCAAUCAGCUCUUCACUGCCAUUUCCAAAUUGAAACACCUUCAACCUCACUCCACCAUCAUCUCUCUCCUCAGGGACCUUGAAUUGUCAGGUAUUCCACCCGAUAUGCAUACAUUGGGUAUUCUCACUAAUUGUUACUGCCAUUUGGGCCGUGUUGAUUUCGGCUUCUCUCUUCUCGCCAAAAGACUUAAGCUUGGUUACCCCUGAUGUGAUUGUGUUAUCUUUAACAUCUUAAUCAAUGGCUUUAUCCACUGUGAUAAGCUUCCUCAAGCUCUUCAAUUGCUCGAUCAAAUUGUUAAGCUAGGUUUCCAACCCGAUAUUGUUACCUAUGGUGCUAUGUUCAAAGGCCUUUGUCAGAUUGGUGACAAUGCUGCAGCCCUUCACUUGCUUAAGAGGAUGCAUUCUGGUUGUUGCAAACACCUUGUUAUAUAUAGCACCAUUAUUGAUAGUCUUUGUAAGGAUAGGCUGUUGAGAGGCCCUCGACCUUUCACUGCCAUGAGUGAGGGCAUUAUACCUAAUGUUGUCACUUAUACCUCCUUGAUUAGAGGUCUUUACAACUCCGGCUUCAAGGUCGAGGCUAAAGAUAUGCUAGCUCAGAUGUUGGUGUGUAACAUAGCACCAAGUGUUAUCACCUUCAGCAUGCUGGUUGACAUGUUUUGCAAAGACGGGAAUGUUGAUGAAGCACAAGCUAUUAUAGACUACAUGAUUGAGAGAGGUGAGAUUCCAAAUGUCAUAACUUACAGUGCUUUACUUGAUGGUUAUUGUUUGCGUGGUCAGAUGGAGGAUGCGGAAAAACUACUUGAUUUGAUGGCCAAGAAUGGUUGUGAGCCUGAUCUUGUAAGUUUUGGCACUAUCGUUAAUGGAUAUUGCAAGGCUAGAAACAUGGACAAGGCCCUCAACUCAUUCCAAGAAAUACUUCAGAAAGGGAUGACACCUAAUGUUAUUACCUAUACCACUCUCAUUGAUGCAUUGUGCAAAGCCAAUAGACUUUCCCUUGCACGCCAGAUGUUCAAGGAUAUGCAAGGUCAUGGAAUUAUUCCUAAUGUUGUCACAUAUGGUUCAUUGCUUGAUAGCUUAUGCAAAAAUGCUUUACUUGAUGAGGCAGUGGCAUUACUUGAAGAAAUGGAGAAUAAUGGUGUUAAGCCUACUGUUGUCAUAUAUGGUAUCCUGAUGGACAGCUUGUGUGAGGCUGGGAAACUUGAAGAUGCAGCAAAAAUUUUCUCGGAUCUUGUAUUGAGAAGGCUAGAACCUAAUGUUAAAAUAUACACAAUUUUGAUGAAAGGCUUGUGCAAGAAAGGCCUUAUGGAUGAAGCUAAUCAACUGUUGAGGAAAAUGGAGAAUGAUGGUUGCUCUCCUGAUGAAUUAACCUAUAAUACAAUCAUUAGAGGAUAUAUUCUCAAAAAUGACUUGACAAAUGCAUCGUAUUAUUGUGAUCUUAUGGUUAGCAAGGGAUUAAAAGGCGAUGCUAACACUUUCUCUUUACUGGUUGGCCUAUUGUCGUCUGUAACUUGAGUGAUUCAUCUAGGGAUCUUCUUAGGAAGUUCUUCUAAGAUGAUUGGAAAUUGCAACUAGCGUUGAUACUUUAUCAUUACUGGGUUGCCUAUUGUCAUCUGCUUCAAGUAUUCAAGUUAGCAUUCUAUUUGAGGAGUUAGGCAUCAAACAUCGCGGCUGAAUCCUAUAGACUCCUACCCGCACGCAAGCUAUUCUAGAUAUACGCGAGCUAAUAGAAUUUGUUAUUAAGUCGAAAUGAAUAUUUAACACUACAUGCAGGUAUUUCUACAGUUGAUCUGUAGUUCUAUAUCAGUUCUAGAGAAAUAAAUUACCAUCUUCAUGUUGAUUGAUGUUUAUAUUUUUCAAACAGAUUGUAAUUCUUUUUCCACAAUAUUCCGUUAUCAUUUUUACCCAAAUGC